AUGUCCAGCCCUGAAGAGACGCAAAUCAUCGAAGAGCAACGCCGUCUCUCUCAAAAUGGGGUCCUGAACGCCGGGUUCAUCCACCUCCAGCCAACGGACGCUCCGUCGACGCUGCAACAAACGCUGCAGCUUUUGCAACAGCAAUUGGCACAGCAACAGCAACUACUAUCGCAGCUCGUGCAACAGCAUCAACAGCAGCCGCAGCCACUGUUUAAUCCGGAGCUAAUACUGGAAGCCCUUGCGGGCAAUAUAAGUGAAUUCCGUUACGAUCCAGAAGCAGGAUUGACCUUCGAAUCGUGGUACGCACGGUACAUUGACCUGUUCCAGGAGGAUGCAUCACGUUUAGACGACGCCGCCAAGGUUCGGCUCCUGGGACGCAAACUGGGAACCGCCGAACACGCCCGGUUUAGUAACUUCAUUUUGCCUCGUGUACCGCGUGAUUUCAGUUUUAGCGAAAUGGUGGAAAAGUUAACAGUCCUUUUCGGCAAAAUGGAAUCCGUGUUAAGUAAGCGCUUCAAAUGCUUUAAUAUUUCAAAAACGCGCACCGAGGACCUGCUAGCAUUUACAUGCCGUGUUAACAAAGCGUGCGUCGAAGCGGAAUUUUCUUCGAUGACGGAGGAAGAUUUCAAAUGUCUCAUCCUUGUAUGUGGGUUGAAGGACGAAAGCGUACGGGACAUACGAAUGAAAUUGCUAGCCACCAUCGAAGACAAGAAAUACGCCACCCUAGAGCAGCUAGCAGCGGAAUGUCAACGGUUAGUGCGUGUGAAAGCUGAUAGUGCCAUGAUCGCCACGGAUACCAGUGAACGAGUGCAUGCAAUGCACGCCAGAAGCAGCCGCCAGUGGCACCGGAACAACAACGGCAACGAGCGCCAUACCAAGUCAGCCCCCCGAAGUGAAGCCUCCAAACCACAUACUCCGUGCUGGCUUUGUGGUGCCCUGCAUUGGACCCGUGACUGCACUUAUAAAACCAACAAGUGUCGAGAUUGUGGACGUAUGGGUCAUCGAGAGGGUUUCUGCAACUCGUCUCAGCGACGCAAAGGACGACCGCGGUUCGAUCAUCGUCGUGCAGUAGCAUCUCGAGUAGUACGAGUCAACGUGUGUAGCAUACAACAGAAGCGGAAGUUUGUCAACAUUUUUAUCGAAGGGAAGCCGGCUCGACUACAACUUGACACCGGGUCAGACAUCACUGUGAUCAGCCAGCGGUUAUGGAAGCAGCUGAGUAAGCCUCAUCUUAACCCACCGAAGGAACAGCGGAAACAUGUUCCUGGGAAGAGAAAUUUCCAACGGUUUUUAUCCGGAACGGGCCUGUGCACCAAGGCACAAAUACAUCUACAGCUGCGACAGGAAAGCAGACCAGUUUUUCGACCGAAACGUCCGGUCGCAUACGCCAUGGAAGAUGCUGUCAACAACGAAUUAGAUCGACUUGAAAAGCUGGGGAUCAUUACUCCCUGCGACUAUUCGGAUUGGGCAGCACCAGUCGUAGUAGUGCGCAAAGCGAACGGCAAAAUACGACUAUGCGGAGACUAUAGCACCGGACUCAACGCAGCAUUACAUCCACAUGAGUAUCCGCUCCCGUUACCGCAAGAUAUUUUUUCGAAACUAGCCCGUUGCGUCACAUUUACACAAAUUGAUCUGUCCGAUGCAUUUUUGCAGGUGGAAAUAGAAGAAAAGAGCCGACCCCUGCUUACCAUCAACACGCAUCGAGGCCUUUACUAUUAUAACAGGCUACCUCCAGGUAUCAAAGUAGCCCCUGGUUCUUUUCAACAGAUCAUGGAUAAAAUGCUCGCCGGUGUAAAUGGAGUCUCCGCCUACAUGGAUGAUGUGAUUGUCGGCGGAAAGACGCAGGAAGAGCACGAUGCCGCCCUAAAAGAAACCCUGCAGCGAAUAAAGGACUAUGGGUUUACCAUCCGCAAAGAAAAGUGCUCAUUCAACAAGCCGGAGAUUCGAUACCUAGGGCAUAUCAUCGACAGCCGAGGCCUACGACCCGACCCUGCCAAGAUCGACGCCAUCAAGAAGUUACCUUCUCCAACAGAUGUCACAGGCGUUCGAUCGUUCAUCGGUGCUAUAAACUUUUAUGCGAAGUUCAUUCCUAACAUGCGUAAAUUACGCUACCCGCUGGAUAAGUUGCUGCUAACCGGAAGUGCGUUCCAGUGGACUACCGAAUGCCAAAAAGUCUUCGAACAAUUUAAAGCCCUAUUAUCCACGGAACUGUUACUCACGCAUUACGACCCAAAGCGCGACAUAGUUGUGUCUGCCGAUGCAUCUUCGGUUGGUUUAGGAGCAACGCUAUGCCACAAGUACCCGGACGGAUCUAUGAAAGUGGUUCAGCACGCAUCCAGAGCGCUCAGCAAAGCAGAAUUUGGUUACAGCCAAAUCGAUAGGGAAGGGCUAGCAAUAAUUUUUGCUGUAACAAAAUUUCACCGCAUGAUUUACGGUCGUCAUUUCACGCUGCAGACUGACCACCGACCACUAGUCCGCAUAUUCGGCAGUAAGAAGGGUAUUCCUACAUACACAGCAAAUCGGCUGCAAAGGUUUGCGCUAACCCUUCAGCUGUACGACAUGGACAUUGAGUACGUACCAACUGGCUCAUUCGGAAAUGCCGAUGUAUUAUCUCGUCUGAUACAACACCACGCGAAACCUGAAGCCGAAUACGUGAUCGCCAGCUUGGAGCUAGAGGAGGAUUUAAGAGACGUUGAAACAGCUACGCAGGCUGACCCCUUGCUCCGGAAGGUCCAUAACCGCAAAAGCAUUCCCUCGAGCUACGCCAGCGGCAUGGCCAACACCUACGGGCGUCUGGCGUAG
Anopheles moucheti is the source of this 2802-nucleotide messenger RNA. RefSeq lists its product as uncharacterized. The record is from RefSeq and is a predicted model, not a curated record. The transcript is spliced from 4 exons. Bases 1 to 2802 code for a protein of 933 amino acids. NCBI's taxonomy places the organism in Eukaryota, Metazoa, Arthropoda, Insecta, Diptera, Culicidae.